This is a messenger RNA of Haemonchus placei, 114 nucleotides long. The record is from the annotation of a GenBank genome assembly. Lineage: Eukaryota; Metazoa; Nematoda; Chromadorea; Rhabditida; Trichostrongylidae.
AUGUCUUCCGACAUACUGAUUCGGCUGUCCACGUUGGAAACACAACUGGUUCACACUCAUGAGAAAGUAAGUUUCUUCGAGCUGGUUGCCCUUUUCCCGAAUGUCCCUAAUUAA